Molecule: messenger RNA, 3228 nt
Organism: Eleginops maclovinus (Patagonian blennie)
Lineage: Eukaryota; Metazoa; Chordata; Actinopteri; Perciformes; Eleginopidae
Gene: vsnl1b
Product: visinin-like 1b
Exons: 4
Coding region: 265-840 (191 amino acids)
Molecular function (GO): calcium ion binding
Source: RefSeq, a predicted model, not a curated record
UGAGGCUCCAGAAGCACAAAGUUGCACACGGCUCCUGCAGACGCAUCAGACUGGCGCGUGGGAUCGGUCCCUGCUGCGCCGCAUCUGGAACAAUAACGUCGGGAAGAUCCACACACUUCAUUAGCAGACUGGGGUUUUUAUAAGCAGCAGUGUUCAAGAUAAAAUCCCCUUUUGGGCUCACGUCUCCAACGGAAGGGGCUUUUCUGUUUUUCUGGAGCACACGUUCUUCCACAGAGAAUCACCAAUCGGGCUGAAAUCAGGAACAUGGGGAAGCAGAACAGCAAGCUGACUCCGGAGGUGAUGGAGGACCUGGUGAAGAACACAGAGUUCAACGAGCACGAGCUGAAGCAGUGGUACAAAGGCUUCCUGAAGGACUGCCCCACCGGCCGGCUGAACCUGGACGAGUUCCAGCAGCUCUACGUCAAGUUCUUCCCGUACGGUGACGCCUCAAAGUUCGCCCAGCACGCCUUCAGGACCUUCGACAAGAACGGAGACGGCACCAUCGACUUCCGAGAGUUCAUCUGCGCUCUGUCCAUCACGUCCCGCGGCAGCUUCGAGCAGAAACUCAACUGGGCCUUCAACAUGUACGACCUGGACGGAGACGGCAAGAUCACCCGGGUGGAGAUGCUGGAGAUCAUCGAGGCGAUCUACAAGAUGGUGGGCACGGUGAUCAUGAUGAAGAUGAACGAGGACGGCCUGACACCGCAGCAGAGGGUCGACAAGAUCUUCGGCAAGAUGGAUAAAAACAACGACGACCAGAUCUCGUUGGAGGAGUUCAAGGAGGCGGCGAAGAGCGACCCGUCCAUCGUGCUGCUGCUGCAGUGUGACAUGCAGAAGUGAGACCCUCCCCCCACCCCGUCCUCACCCUUACACGCUCGCCUCCCCCCCAUAACACACUCUCUGGACUGCAGCACAUGUUUCAAUGUCUUUAGGUUCUCUGCCAUCCCCCACAGGAAAACUCUAAAAAACAAUGCUUGGACUACUUUUCAAUGGACUCGCUUCUUGUGGUUGUAUGCAUGAGAAUGUCAAAGCUGAAUAAUUUUGAAUCUAUCUAUAAGAUAUCAUACGUUUCUAUCUCCAAACCCGUGAUUUGUGCUCAGUAAACCCCCCUUUUAGCUUGUAAAUGAGUGGAGCACUGCGUGAUGUUCCUGCAGUGUUUAGGAGACCCCAGUGUUCACCGCUGCCGUACGCUUUACAUUAUACUAAACAAUUACUCCUAUGAUAAUUGUAACUGUCUCUACUAUCCAGACGUGGAGAACAGAGAGGCGGUUUUCACACGGUGGAACCAGGAAGAGUAGGUUCUUUGCAUGCAUAUAUUAUGUGUCAGAAAAAUAUAAUCUCUUACCUUUUGCAUCUUUAGGUGGUUAUAAAAGAGAAAACCCUAUGGAUUCAUUUAGUAUUGUUGCAUGGGAUGUACAGUAUGUGACCAUCACAGCGUUCUUCACCUCCAGAUACGUGGGAGCAUGCUUUCUCCAUCCGGAAACACCUGUACGUGUUCAGUUUACGGAAGGAUUGCAGAUGUGGGUUAAGAGUUUCACAUUAAAAACACAGAGGGAUUACUGAGCGGGGUCUCCCGGGCACAGAACCAGGGGCAACCCCCCGAAUAUGACCGGAAAGGGACGACUAAGAGAAACACAAUGACUACAGACAGACAAGCUGCUACAACGAGAUGCAAAAGGACAAGAAAAUUGACAUAACUCAACUCCAGAGAGACACAAACAGAAACAAGGGACUAAUAAGAGCAGCCACAAAGACACAACUCAAAUAAAGACAUACAAUGGUACAACAGAUGACUACAAAGAGACAAAGCCAAUCAAUGAGACACAACAUGACUGAAAAGAGACGCUAAUCAACGACAAACAGACAAACACAACGAAAUGAUUGCAAAGAUACAACAAAUCAGAGACAAAGAGCAACUACAACGAGAUGCAAAAUGACAAGAAAAAGCACUGGAAAUGGACUCAAAGAGACACAAACAGAAACAAAGGACUAACAGGAAAGCAGCGACAAAUAGACGUAAAACAACAAACAAGAGACAUCAAAUGAUUGACACAAGACACAACGCUACUCAACGGGAUCUAACAUGACAAGAAAGGUCCUGUACAUUGACACUAAAGACUCAACAUGGUUGAAAUUGACACCCUUUCAGCCACAAAGGCAAACAAAACAACACAACAACAAAAAGACCUCAAGGAAAAGCUGCAUUCCUGCAGAGACAAAAUAAAUUCAGAGAAACAAAAGGACUACAAAGAGACAGCGUGGCUACUCAAGAGAUCCAUAACGACAACAGAGACGACUAAUAGACUUAGAAUGAUUGCAGUUACACAACAAGCCGACUACAAAGACCUAAAGCCUCUACCAACAGGCCAAUGUACGACGAAGACGUAAAGUAACACAAAGACCAACAACACAGCGCGUCUGUGACCGGGAGCCCGUCCUCUCACACCCCCUCCAUGUAAAGGUCAUAUUUUUUUAAGCUUCAGUGACUGAUGUUAGCAGAAGUAUAUAUAUUUAUGGAGCAGCUUUUCCUUCUUUAUGGUUACUUCCUGCCGCCGCUGAAUCAAGAGGAGAACCGCAGAACUCAUGCAUUCUGAACCCAUUCCUGAAAUUGGCUUCUUGUUUUCCCGGGCUGCUUGUUUGAUUUAGGCUUUAGUAAGUUAACUCCGUACAUAUCAACAUGUUUACAGACAGAAAAUAAAAACCCUUGUUGCUGGGAGCAUCGACUCCACUUCCAACGCAGCAAAAACAAAUAAAAGACGGAGGAAAAAAUAAACCCUCCUAUGUUUACUGGACACACUGCAUUCCUGAAAACGGUUUUGUAAAAAAGGAGAAACUUUUUAUUGAAAAGUCUUCUAAAUCUUCUGUUUGCAACAAUCAUUAAAGACGCAGGACCCUCGAGAGAGGAGACGAAGCUCCUGAAAGAGGCGGAGGUUUAAUCCAUGCAGACACUCUUUCAGCACUUCUUGCUUCCCCAUUAUCUCCCUCCGCCGGCGUGGACCAAGAGUCUGCCUGCGGAGGGUGCUCACCGUCCCUCGAUAUUUUAUAUUCAUUUACACAUUUCCGUCCGGUCACUGUGUCCGAUUCUUUGUCUCGUAAAUGUUUAUAUCAAAUAUGGAAAAAUCAUAAUACAAGUGACUGUAUUCUUUUAUACAUGUGGCAUGUGUUGCACCCGAAAUCUAUUCUGUAGUGAUUAAAAUGAAUAAACCAUCACCAGGCUUUUUCAAAAGA